Penicillium alfredii is the source of this 681-nucleotide messenger RNA. RefSeq names its product macro domain-containing protein. Bases 1 to 681 code for a protein of 226 amino acids. The transcript is spliced from 2 exons. The record is from RefSeq and is a predicted model, not a curated record. Lineage: Eukaryota; Fungi; Ascomycota; Eurotiomycetes; Eurotiales; Aspergillaceae.
AUGGCUUCACCUAUAAUCUCACUCUCAGAGAUCCCCACUGCCUCGCUGCUGUACAAGCUCAACAAGUUGGUACCUGCUCCGACCACUCUCGCGACACCCUCCCAGCCGCUCAACAACACCAUCUCCCUCAUCCGCAGUGACAUCACCAAGCUGCAGGUGGACUGCAUUGUCAAUGCAGCCAACGAGUCCCUCCUAGGGGGUGGGGGUGUGGAUGGGGCCAUCCACCGCCGGGCCGGCCCAGCGCUUCUCGAGGAGUGCCGCACGCUGGAUGGGUGCAACACGGGCGACGCAAAGAUCACAGCUGCCUACGACCUCCCCUGCCAGCGCGUCAUCCACACCGUGGGGCCCAUCUACUUUGCAGAGAUGCGAAAGCACCCUGGCCGCCCUGAGGAGCUGCUGCGUGCCUGCUACCGACGCAGCCUGGAACUGGCCGUCGAGAACAACAUGAAGAGCAUUGCCUUUGCUGCCAUCAGCACUGGUGUCUACGGCUACCCCAGUGAGAAAGCUGCCCACGCUGCCUCCGAUGAGGUACGCAAGUUCCUGGAGCGCUCGGGGAACAUCGGCAAGCUGGAGCGAGUGAUCUUCUGCAACUUUGAGCUGAAGGAUGAGCGCUCCUACGAGAGAGUCCUGCCGCAAUACUUCCCUCCGACCAAGCGGGAUCUUUCCCCCGAGGACGAGUAA